AUGCCGCCAAAAACAGAUGCCGGUAAGCAGCAGCAGCAAGAGUGCUGGGAGUGUCUCCGCCGCUGCCAGGCCUGUGACGGCCGACGCCCCGUCUGCCAAUGCUGCCGCUCUGCCGGCAUCGUAUGUCCCGGAUACGAAGAUCGCCGGCCGCUGACUUGGGUGACGCCGGGGAAUAUCACCGUUACGAGAAUCCGGAGGGCCAGGACAACUUCAGCUGCGACACCGAUUCCUGCUGCUCUCAGGAAGCGUCACUGUCGAGGACGCUCACAGUUGGUAUUGCCUGUUUCAGAGAAGGACUCGACCAAGACGAGGCCAGACACUGCUCUAUUCAUUGACAAUGGCAAGGCCACAGAUGAUGGCACCGAUCUGGAUCUGACUAGCUUGGGAGACGACAAUGAGGAAGAGGACGAUGAUGACAGUGAUAGUGAAGAGGGCGACGGCGAUGAAGGAGAGGACGCCAUCAGCAGCGACCAGCUGUAUCCCACCCAACCGGGCCCCAAUACGCCUCAAACUCCUGCCACAAAUCUUGCUCUCGUACCUCAGAAAGGACGAAGCGGGUUACUCACUGAGAAACAAACAGUCAGUUGCAUUCCCGCCAGUCUGCAACCAGACGAGUUUGAACUCAUGGAGGCCGUAGAGUACUACAAUCAUCGCAUAUUCCCCGUCAUCAGCUCCAACCAAAUCAUACCCAAUGCCUAUUCAAAACCCUUCGACAAGGACCGAGUCGCUCGGCUCAUCCCUUCCAACCGCCACGCCCUCAUCUCCAUCUGCAUAGGCUUCCGCAUUCUAGCCGUUGCCCAGAUCCAUCGCCUGAGCAUCAACCCACGCGUUGUCGGCCCUGCGAGUGACUUGUGGACGUCCUUCUUUCGGCAUGUCGGCCUUGCCAUGGCGGCCCUGAACGAUGAGAUCCGGCAAGACCCAAAGGUGUACUUGACCAAUAUAUUCCGCAGCAUUCAUCUGAUAGCUAGCUCCGAGCUUUUCUUACUCAACUCACCUCAUUGGCGGGCUCAUGUGAGUGGCUUCAUGGCCAUUUUGCAGGAACAGGGGGGUCUGGGCACGUUCGUCCAAGAUCCGGGUAAUUCUACAUACAUCAUGCUCAGCUUUUUGGUCUCAUGCAUCGUCGCAAACACAACAAGCUCGCUGCAGAAUCAGAUUGUUGAAGUCACAUGUCUGGACCCAAAGGAAGUUUACAGCCUGUAUAGAGUGAGCAUAUACCCGCCAUUCCUCUGUCCGCCAGAUUUAUUCCUCGACAUACUCUACAUCAACCGUCUGCGUCUGCAACUGCCGACGACAUCAGUUAUAUACUCCUUACCGUCGAUUCAGGUAAACGUAUGCGACAUCUUGAAGCAUAUACACGAAUUCUCCCCCCUGGAAUGGAUCGAAUCCUGCGGCUUUGAGAAUUCCGAGGGGCUUCUAUUACUAUCCAACAUAUAUCAAGCGGCAGUGGCCUUGUACGCCAUCCUCUCACUCCCUUGCACAUCGAAAUUCCACGUAAAAAGGUCAUGCCAAGACCUGAGACAGACAUACCGAGCUCAACUCUUUGAGGCACUAAGAACGGCAGUCGGGUCGUCUGUCCGCAUACACAGCAUAUACUGGCCGGUUGUUGUAGCCGGCGUGGCUGCGUCGAGCGGGACCGUGGAAGAGAGAGUGCUUGUGGAGGAGCAUCUGAAUAUGGGGAUCAACGAUCCGUAUUCCGGCGCGGGAUCGUUGAAGGCGUUGGCGAUGCUGAGGAGGGCUUGGGCGUUUGGGCUGACUGAGUGGGAUGAGUGCUUCAGCGAGCCGAACGUCAUCUUGUUCUCUUGA
Molecule: messenger RNA, 1803 nt
Organism: Trichoderma citrinoviride
Lineage: Eukaryota; Fungi; Ascomycota; Sordariomycetes; Hypocreales; Hypocreaceae
Exons: 4
Coding region: 1-1803 (600 amino acids)
Biological process (GO): positive regulation of transcription by RNA polymerase II
Cellular component (GO): nucleus
Molecular function (GO): transcription cis-regulatory region binding; zinc ion binding; DNA-binding transcription factor activity, RNA polymerase II-specific
Source: RefSeq, a predicted model, not a curated record